This is a messenger RNA of Bradysia coprophila, 1173 nucleotides long. RefSeq lists its product as uncharacterized. The record is from RefSeq and is a predicted model, not a curated record. NCBI's taxonomy places the organism in Eukaryota, Metazoa, Arthropoda, Insecta, Diptera, Sciaridae.
CUACUUCGUCUACCAAAAAUGUGAUACAACCAUCAAUUCAUUGUCAAUGUAACGUUACCGUUUGCAGAGGAAACAUCGUGCGGUGUAAUCAGAAAUUCAAAGCACAUUCCUUCCGUAAAGUUUUUUUUUGUUAGUUUGUAUGUUGAGUGCAGUCAGUGCGUUUUACCGUCGUGUGUGAUUUAUUUAUUUUUGUGAUAAGAAUAAAAAAAGAAUUAUCCGGACAACCAAUUUCCUAAAUUGCAAGUGAAAUUAGCAACAAUGCGUCUUUUAAUCUGUGUUCUAAUGACGAUAGUAGUGUUGGACAGUGGAAUAGCAGCGCAGGAUGAUGAUUCCUAUCUAUCGGCACUGCAGAAUUCACAUGAUGUGGAUACAUUACAAGACGGUGACAAUCGGGUUGCUCGUGAUGAUUUCCAACCAUCCGUCGAACACCACCAUCACGAUAGUGUAGUAUCUUCGCCGGUACCAAACUACGAAUAUCCGAAACCAGAGUAUGGAGCUCCAUCGUAUCCGAAAACCGAAUACGGACCACCGUCAUAUAAUUUUAAACCCGUCUACGGUGCACCGAUUCAUCAUCCCGUUUAUCGCGUACCACAGCAUAACCAUUACGAUUAUUUGCCAGCGCCGACAUACAAUGCACCGAGAGACAACUGGUUCAGUUUGGACAAAUUCAAAUUCAAUUUUGAUUUGUUCACAGUUGGAAAGAUUUUGCUGAAAUUGUUGAUUUUCAAGAAAAUUAUCAAAUUCAUGGCUUUGAUUUGCUUGCUGCUAUUUUUGCCCAAGCUCCAAAGUGAUAGCACUACCAGUACGGUUGUUCAUGAUGAAGGACGACAAUUGAAUGCAAAAUAUGACCUGAAAACACGAAUCGACGAAACCACGAAAUUUGCUGUAACGGCAGUGAAUGCUUUCAAACGGAAAUAUCCCGACUCUUGCCUUGGUCCAAUGGACCUUUCAUGUAAAUUUGGGAAAAUGUUCGAUACCAUCGACGAUAAAUAUUCGUAUGAAAGCAUUCUACGACUGUACCUUCCCGACUCUGUUACGCCAGAUGCAGAGGAACCAGAGACAUCGUGAAACUUACUGAUUAUUGAAAGUGAUAAAGCAAAAUCCUAGCAGACAAUUGCUGUUUAUUUAUUCUAAUUUAAUUAAAAAAAUUAUUUAUUUUCCAUUUUCUAAAAA